CAUAUAUUUGUCAGAUGAUUUAUUUAUUUACAAAAGACUAAGGUGAAUUUGGAUUUUCUUUUCUGUGGCUCUUCAAUGGAUAACAAUAAUUAUUAAAAUUAGGUAAAUUUGAAUGUUUCAAUAAUAUCAUAUUUGUUGCCUAAACAAUGCGGAAUUUGUGGAAAUUCAUUGCCGGUUCCGUUGUCGUUGGUACAGCAACAUACAGUUUGGUAAAAUAUUUUGCCGGAGGAGUGUGCAAUUGUCCUACCAGACUAGACGGCCUUUUGGUUAUCAUUACAGGAGCGAAUUCUGGAAUAGGAAAGGCACUUGCUAUUGAAUUAGCUAAAAGAGGUGCUAACUUAAUACUUGCCUGCAGAAACGUUAAAAAAGGCCUGCAAACCAAAACCGAAAUACUUGAAAAAGUCGAAAACCGUUCUAUUAAAAUUUACGUCAAACACCUCGACUUGUGCUCUAUAAAAAGCAUUUCAGAAUUUGCCGAUAUUAUUAAACUAGAGUUCAAAGAACUUUUCGCUCUAGUUAACAACGCUGGAGUCUUUUAUCAUCCGCAGCAAUUGACUGAAGACGGUUUUGAUGUUACUUUUCAAACAAAUUAUUUAGGUCCAUUUGUACUGACCCAUCUUCUGAUCCCUCAUCUGGACAAGCAAGUCCACGCCCGCGUAAUUAACGUCGCCUCAGAAGCCCACCGUAUGGUCAACGUUUACGAUCUAAAAGCGAUUACGACUUGCCAAAAGGAAUUCAGAUCUCACUUCAUCGCUUAUGGCGUUUCAAAACUAGCCUUAAUCCUAUUCACAAAAGAAUUAGCCAAAAAACUCUUAUAUACAAACGUCAUUAUAAACGCAGUAAAUCCUGGCAACGUCGAAACGCCAAUUUAUAGGCACUUUCCUGCAUUAUCCAGCCCGUGGCUGUUUGCCUUGCAAAAACCUUUGAGAUUAAUUGUUGUUAAAUCUCCUAAACAAGGUUGCCAAACUUUGCUGCACGCUCUGUUAACUUCCAAUCGGUCCACUGGUCAAUAUUACAGCGAUUGUAAGUUGAGCUUGGCCAGUCCAAUAGCCUCCAGUGAUAAAAUUGCCAAAGAAUACUACGAGAUGCAAGAAGAGUGGAUUUCGCCUGAUGAUAAAGUUUUCAAAAGGCUUAUUUCAUUGGGCGAAUGGGGUUUGAAACCUUUCGAGUAUAGUAUUGUUAAGUUAAAUAUUUUAGAUUGUCCAAAUGAGUUAUUAUUAUUUAAUAAUGUGUAUGUAACUUUGGGUGAUAAUGAUGGGGAGUUGGGUAGGUUGUUAGAUAUUUGCGUUUGUACGAUGAAUUUAAAGGAAAAAGCUGAAUUUAGGAUUACAGUAGGUUUGGAGGAAGUUUUUGCAGUUAUUGAAUUAGUUGAGCUUGAAUUUAGGGGUUUCAUUUUUCAGUGGAGUGCUAAGCAAAAAUUUGAAAUGGCCUUAAUGCACAAAGAAAAGGGUGCAAUGUUUUUUGCUGAAAAAAAUCAACUCGAAGCUGGUCAUAGAUUUAAUAAGGCUUUGAAACUAUUAUGUUCAAUACCUAUAAAUGUCCAAGUUACUCCUGAAUUUAUCGACAAUGUUAGCACUGAAGAAAUCAAAUUGCUCAAAGCAAAAUUAUAUAAUAAUCUUUCUUCGUGUUAUUUCAGAGAAAAAGUUUACAGUCUAGUCAUUCCACUUUGCCUGAAAGUAUUAGCGAGUGAUUGUAAUAAUGUUAAGGCCUUGUACAAGCUAGGGGUUGCUUAUGAAAAUGAUAAAAAUUUCGAAAAGGCUUUCGAAGCCUUGAGUAAAGCCAUGGAGCUUGAACCUCACAAUAAGGCUUGCGCUGAGCAUUUGGCCAUUGUCAAUUUGAAUUUGAAAAAAGCUAAUGUCAAGGUUAACGAUAUGAUGAAGAAAAUGUUUAUCAGUAAAUAA
Ceutorhynchus assimilis (cabbage seed weevil) is the source of this 1901-nucleotide messenger RNA. NCBI's taxonomy places the organism in Eukaryota, Metazoa, Arthropoda, Insecta, Coleoptera, Curculionidae. The record is from the annotation of a GenBank genome assembly.